Molecule: messenger RNA, 750 nt
Organism: Angiostrongylus costaricensis
Lineage: Eukaryota; Metazoa; Nematoda; Chromadorea; Rhabditida; Metastrongylidae
Source: the annotation of a GenBank genome assembly
AUGUUGAGAAGCGCAUUUGUGGUCGGUGGUUCCGGGGCUGUUGGAAGGCAGUUGAUCGAUGCGCUUGUGUCAUCACGCCAGUUCAAAGAAAUUCGCGUUAUUGGUAGAAGAGAAAUUUUUUUAAAUCAUGAAUCGUUGCACCAAGUAGUUGUGGAUUUCGAUGCCCUAGAAACGUAUGAGGAAGCAUUCAAAGGCGUGGAUAUUGGUUUCUGUGCUCUCGGAACAACUCGUGCAAAAGCCGGAAAGGAUGGCUUCUACAAGGUUGAUCAUGACUACGUCGUGAACGUUGCGAAAAUCGCUAAAGCUCAAGGUGUGCGGGAAUUCGUCUUAGUUACUUCAGCGGGAUCCAACGAACAUUCCUGGUUCCUGUACCCCAAGACAAAGGGUGAAACGGAGAGAGACGUUGGAGCUCUGCAGUUUGACAAGCUGUUGAUAGUACGUCCUGGUUUCCUUGAAGGUCCAAGGGAAGAGCAUCGUUUUGGGGAAUCACUUGCGAAAGUCCUCGUUAAACCCUUGAAGUUGUUCAGUAAUUCUAUGGCUAUAUCCACCGCAGAUGUUGCAAAGGUAAGAAUUAUGUUGCCCUUAUCCGAAAAGAACUUCGGGCCGCCAAUUACUCGUUUGCGUGCUAUCCAUCGUACCAACCAGGGCCCUUACUUUGCCUUUCUGUCAGCCAAAGUUUUCUCAGUCGGUGCUAAUGGCGAUCACCCGUCAACGGGAAUGAAAGCACCGAUAGAAAAAAAACAUGGCUGA